This is a messenger RNA of Plasmodium yoelii, 1080 nucleotides long. Its product is annotated as PIR protein. Bases 1 to 1080 code for a protein of 359 amino acids. The transcript has 3 exons. Lineage: Eukaryota; Apicomplexa; Aconoidasida; Haemosporida; Plasmodiidae. The record is from RefSeq and is a predicted model, not a curated record.
AUGGCAAAAGAUCAAACGAAUAAAAUAGAAUACUUCAUUAAAAAUACCAGAUACAUAUGUGGUAAGUUUGAUACUUUGAAAUUGCUUUUUCCUGAUGAAUUAGAUUCUGGAAAAUAUAAUUUUAAAGUUGCAAGAUACAAAAAUUAUCUUUCUAAAUCAGACUAUACCGAUAUCGAUAAAAUUAAUGGUUUUUUCUUAUGGUUGCUUAAAGAAAUUUUUGGGAAUAGUAAUAAUUUGUCGGGAAAUGCAAAUGAAAAUAUGAUUAUUGUUACAUACGUUUUUUCGUGGUUAAGUUAUAUGCUAAGCUUAAAACAAGAAAACGGAAUCACUAAAUUAAACGAGUUUUAUAGUAAACAUAUAGAAAAUGUCUCGGACUAUAACGGAUCUAUAGGAAAGAAUACGCAAUAUAAAACUUAUAAGGAAAUUAUAGAUGGAAAUAAGAAAUUGAUGGAUAUUGAUAUUAUAGUUAUGUCUAAAUUUUAUGAUGUAUUUAAAAAUUUGUGUAAAAUGUAUGAUGAGCUUACAACAGCGAAUUAUAAUAGCGAGAAAUAUUUAGAAUAUGUUAAUAACUUUGCUAAUAAUUAUAAAUCUCUUAUUAAUGAAAAUUUUAAUGAUACAAACAAUAAUUCAUUCAGACAAGUAUUGUCUGUUGUAUUAAACGAUUAUAAUUACAUAAAAGAUACAUUAGGUGUUGAAUCUGUAAAGAAACAAUUUCCAGAACUUAGAAAGGAAAAAACAGCAACACAAGUUUCUGUAUUAAGUCCUAAAGAAACAAGAGAUGCCUCAUUGAGUGAAAUUCAAGGAUCAAGUUCUCAAACUGAAGGAUCAAGUUCUCAAACUGAAGCAUCAAGUCCUCAAACUGGCGUAUCAGAUUCUCAAACUAAAGUAUCAGAUUCUCAAAUUGGUGUAUCAGAUUCUGAAACAACACUAUUUAGUUCAUUGACAAUAAACAAACUAAUUCCAAUUCCACUCAUAUUGGUUGCAACAUUAAUUUUAUUAGGAAUUGCAUAUAAGUAUUCGUUAUUUGGAUUUGGGAAACGAUCUAAAAAACAACAUUUAAGAGGAAAGCUAAAAAGAUAA